AUGAUGUGGUCCAACUUCCUCAUGCAAGAAGAGGACCGGCGUUGCGCGGCUGCCGGCCGGCGGCGCGGGCAACAAGGCCCCGGGCUGACCCCAGAGCGUGAGGGGAAGAUCAAGUUGGCGUUGCUCCUGACCGCCGUGGGCGCCACGCUGGCUGUGCUGGCCGUGGGCACCGAGUUCUGGGUGGAACUCAACACCUACAAGGUCAACGGGAGUGCGGUCUGCGACGCCGCUCACCUAGGCUUGUGGAAGAUGUGUACGAAGCGCCUGUGGCAAGCUGACGUGCCCACGGGCAGGGACACCUGUGGCCCCGCCGAGUUACCCGGAGAAGCAAACUGCACCUACUUUAAAUUCUUCACCACGGGCCAGAACGCACGCAUCUUCCAGAGAACCACAAAGAAAGAGAUGAAUCUGGCGGCUGCCGUGAUAGCAGUGGUGGGCCUGGCAGUGGUGGCUCUAGGAUGCCUCUGUAUCAUCAUGGUGCUCAGCAAAGGGGCAGAAUUCCUGCUCCGAGUUGGAGCUGUCUGCUUUGGCCUCUCAGGCCUGCUACUUCUGGUGAGCAUGGAGGUGUUCCGGCAUUCCAUUCAAGCCCUACUUGCAAGAGUCAGCCCAGAACCUCCGCUGGCCCCAGCCCUGGUCUAUGAAUACUCCUGGUCUCUGGGCUGUGGUGUGGCGGCCAGCCUGGUCCUGAUGUUGGGGGGUGGCUGUUUCCUGCUGCUCACCCUGCCUCCCUGGCCCUGGGGGCCCCUCUGUCCCAAACGGGGACCUGGGGGCACCUAG
Chrysochloris asiatica (Cape golden mole) is the source of this 777-nucleotide messenger RNA. RefSeq names its product calcium channel, voltage-dependent, gamma subunit 6 (gene CACNG6). Bases 1 to 777 code for a protein of 258 amino acids. Gene Ontology annotation, molecular function: calcium channel regulator activity. NCBI's taxonomy places the organism in Eukaryota, Metazoa, Chordata, Mammalia, Afrosoricida, Chrysochloridae. Gene Ontology annotation, cellular component: L-type voltage-gated calcium channel complex; membrane. The transcript has 4 exons. The record is from RefSeq and is a predicted model, not a curated record. Gene Ontology annotation, biological process: calcium ion transport; regulation of calcium ion transmembrane transport via high voltage-gated calcium channel.